This is a messenger RNA of Linepithema humile (Argentine ant), 3823 nucleotides long. RefSeq names its product rho GTPase-activating protein gacU-like. Gene Ontology annotation, biological process: signal transduction. NCBI's taxonomy places the organism in Eukaryota, Metazoa, Arthropoda, Insecta, Hymenoptera, Formicidae. The record is from RefSeq and is a predicted model, not a curated record.
AACGUUGGCUGCAUUGAAAUGUCAGAUUUAAUACGAAAACGGAUGUUUGUGAAAUGUAUACAGAGAGAUUUGAAUUGCUUUAAUUUCUCAUUGGAGUGAUUUCUCACAAAAUUCGUAUAAUUUAGACUGCAUUAAAGUAUCGAAAAUGUUGAUUUACGAUGUAUUGCACAAGGAAAAAGUGUAUCACAUCGUCGCCAACGAUCUUAGAAGCUUUGGGGUUAAAUAUCGCUUCAAGAAGAGUAUGCUUAAAAGCGACAGACCCGAGACAUGCAAGAACAUUUCUAAGAGAAUCUUCAAGACUCCUCUCUUUUAUCAAGCUUUGGAUAUUGUGAAUUUGUCGUCAGGUGCCAUAGUUCAUGUUCCUGUGUUUGUGAUUCACGCCUCAACCUUUUUAGAGAAGUAUAUUACUCAGGAAGGUCUCUUUAGAAAAGCUGGCUCUCAGGCGCGACAAAAGGAAUUAAUAUCUCGUCUAGAUAGUGGUGGCAGCUUGGGCGAGAAAAAUAAUGCAAUUGAUGUAGCCAGUUGCUUAAAAUCUUUCUUUCGUGACUUACCAGAACCAUUGAUUCCGUAUACGUAUCACGACUUAUUCAUACACUGUGCAUUGCUCAAGAACUGUCGAAUACAGGCACUGCUGUUGGCAUGUACAUUAUUACCACCGUAUCAUUUAAACACUUUAGCAUUUUUUAUGGAAUUUUUGAAAAAGGUUUCUAUGUACGAGAAACAAAACAAGAUGAGCAUCGAAAACUUAGCGAAAGUUGUUGGACCAAAUAUCAUGCCUUUACAAGAUACAUCUAUGUCAGCUGUACAGAAUAGAUUGCAAAUGCAUUUAACUAUUAUUAAGAUUCUGAUUGAAAAUUCAGAAAAUAUUGGCAUCUUACCACCACAUAUUGCUCAAUGUAUCUCCACAGAAACAAGCGGUAGUACAGAUAAUGGGCUAGAUUCAUUUGAGCUUCAUGGAAAAUCUAAAAAGAAGAAACAUCGUAGUGGAAGUCUUACACGUAUGUUCAAUGGUUUAAAAAAAAUAGUUGGAAAAGGUGCAGAUGAUGCAUUUAAUAUCAACAAUCCACAACCUUCUGUACAUUCAGUACAGAUGAAUGCACCUUCAAACAAAUUUACUAAAAAACGAAAAGUAGUUGAGAGAGAACCUCCUCCAAGUUUAAAGAAAAAGAGAAUAGCUGAAAAAUUGGAUAAGUCAAAAAAACUAAGACUGAGUUUGGAUAAAUUUGUUCCUAAAAAUAAGCAAAAAAACAUCGAUGAUGACUUAUCAGAUUCAUAUACGAGUAAUAACAAGCUGAAUGAUGAAAGACGUUGGAGUUCAGUAAGCAAUUCUUUUUGUACAUAUAAAAUACGUAACUAUAGCGAUGGAGUGUCUCAUUUGAGAUUAAUGAAACAUGAUGAACCGUCAAAUAAUGAUUUUCAGCAAGAGUAUAACGAUGUAUUUAACGAUGCUACUGUGGAUUUAUCGGAAGAUGGUGGUGAGCAGGACUUGCUUAUGGAUAAAAGUCACAGCAGAAAUGGUGAUCAAUGGCGUAUGAACGUAAGCACAAGUUCCAAGAAAUUGGAUGAAAGCGAUAAUAUGUGUUUGCUGACACCUGAGGAAAGGACUGAUUCGGAAGAGUUUGAUGUAUUUCAUCCUAAUGUUGACACAGUAUCUUCGUUAAGUGAUAACUGUGAAGAAGAUUAUGUCAAAAUCCCUAAAAGUGAAUAUGAAGAUAUAAAAAAUCGAGUUUCUGCAAUUGAAACACGUAUUUCUCAAGAAUUUAAAUGCAUAUACAAUGAUGAAAAUGAUAUAACUACGCACUCGGUAAAUAACGUACAAACAGCUUAUGAAAAAACAUUAGAAGAGGCUAGUAUUGAAAACACUUUGACAAGUGACUAUUUAGCAAAGAAACUGAGUAAAGAAUUAAAAAUCAGAAGAUCGGGAGAACAUAAAAUAAUAAGAUCUCCUAGCGCAAGGAAAAUUGGAUCGUUACGAAGACGUUCACAAGAAAAAGUCACAAGCAAACGUAUCAGACGAACUGCAUCAUGGCAUAUCUCUCCAGAAUUUAAUUUACAACACCAAAUUCAACUUGAAAAACAAGUAAACGUUUAUCCCAUCGAUAAACAAUCGACCUUUUCUAACAAAUAUUUAGAAGAACAAUCUUAUUCUGCAGAAAGAUGUAACAGAAUUAUUUCCAACAAUACGAAAGACAAAAUAUGUCUACAUAAUCAAAUGAACACAUUGAUUCCUGGUUCAGUUGAACAGAAAAUUUCAAAUAAUAGUACUCUGAAUCUUUCUGGAUUUAACGAUCUACAUUUAACCAAUAACCGAACAACUUCAUAUGUGCGUAGAGCUUCAUCUUUCCAUGGAAAAGACUUUGUAGACAAUUCAUCAUAUUUUGAUAAAAAGAUAGAUGACUUAAAAAAGACCAAUAGUCAUCAGAAUAUAACCUUAAAUAAUGAUUGUUUGCAAAAAGAUAAUACUGUUUCCGAAGGCUUGAAAGAAAUAUCUUGGAAAGAUGCAGAUAAGUAUUUUAAAUCCGAUUUUCGAAUAAAUACACCUGCUCCACAAACUGGUAGAGCAUCAGUUGCAAAACUUCGAGCGCAAAAUGCUGGUAUGGUUUUAGCCAAAGCCAAAUUAUUUGAUGACACAACUAAAACGUCAGAGUUUACCAAUGUUUCAAACAGGAAACUAUGCCAUGAUAAAGAGAAACGUUCUCCAAAUAUAAAUAAAGAAAUGGAUACAAAAGGUGAACAUUUUAAGCAAUCGUAUAAGAGACAUGUGUCUCGAAAACAAUCAAAUAAGGAUUUAAAAAAUAAGAAUUGUCACGUAGUGUUAUCUCCAAAUAUGACACAGCAGAUUAAAACACAGGUAACAAAUGUAUCAUUAAAACCGCUUCAAAGUCGAAUUGAUAAGAAUCGUCGUUCCACGCAAAAAUUCGAAUUACAAAAUCAGAAAUUCUUAAAUAAGGAUCCAAUAAUACAUCAAGUUUACGCUAAAGAUAAAGAGUUUAAUGCUAUAUGUAGCACGGAAAAUCAUCAAACAGAAAAUACUUCUGCAAAAACAUCGUCGUUAACAAAGAUUCCUAUCAAUAUAAUGCUGGAAAAUUCAAAUAUAUCUCCUUACAAAGUAGAGACCAGCAAAACACCACAUAUUAAGCGACCUUUAACAGUAAAAACGCCAAAAAGUUCUAAGUUAGUGCGCAGACCUCCAGUUGAUACACGUAGAACCCCAUUGAAAGCAACAGCGCAAUUAGGAACUCCAAAACGACAAAGCCCCAAAAGUAUUUUGAAAACAAAAACUCUCAGUAUGCAUACAUAACAGAUACACAAAUCAUAUUGAGCACAUGUUAUUUGCAUAUAUGUAUUUUUUAAAGAAAUUCUAACUUUUAUACAUAUAUUUUUACAACUAGUAUCUUUUGUGGUGUUCCUAAUAUAUUAAAUACUUAUAUUAGCGGGAUAUAUUUGUUAUGACUAUAAAAAAAAUUACUAAACAUAAGAAUAGAUUAUCACAGUAAUAAAAAAAGUGAUAGUUUAUGCAUAGAUGUUUAAAGUUCCAUUCAAACAAGUGCCUAUUAAAGUGUGAUUUAAAGACAUUUCUGUGGAUUAUAUCUCUAUAAUUUAGUAAAUUCAUUUUUUAAAGAGAUGGAUAAAAAUUGUUUAAGACUAGUCAUCGCAUAUAUCUGCUUUCAUUUACAUAUAGUCCUCGUUACAUUAAUUUACAUACAAGUUCAAAUCCAUUGCAAUAUUCAUAUUGUUGCUCAUUAACAUUUUAUAUAAAUCACUAUAACUGACAUUUGACUUGUGAAUGUAUGUAUCUAUUACCAUAAAAUUAAUUAAAUCU